CCCCGCUGGCCGGCUGGGUGGAGCCGUCGCGAGAGCCGCUACUUCCACACUCCAGGACUGCAGCUCCGGGGAACGGCUCUCCUUUGCCCGUACCUGCCGUCCAUAGACACGCUCCUUCUGUGUGGUGCAGCAUUUGACAAGUCACCCCCGCCCCACGCACCACUUCCACUCACGUCUGCCUUGACUUCCUUCUGAACUUCCUUCAUCUGGGACCCUCCCCUCUGUGUCCGGAAGAGGUCCCGCUUUCCUAGUUCCCGUGAAGUGUCGGGUGUCUUGCAGAAAGAUUACCUUUAAGACUGAGCAGCCAUUUGAUAUCCAAAAAAAGUUCAUGCUCACUAGAGAGUUUGUGGGCAAGGUGAAGGCCAGUGCACACAGGAAACGAUGGCUGAGCAUGGGGCUCACCUCACAACCGCUUCUGUGUUGGAUGACCAGCCAUCCAUCUUUGAGGUGGUAGCGCAGGAAGGUUUAAUGACAGCAGUGAGACCUGCUCUUCAGCAUGUGGUCAAGGUUCUUGCAGAAUCAAAUCCUGCCCACUAUGGCUUCUUUUGGAGAUGGUUUGAUGAAAUCUUUACCCUCCUGGAUCUUCUGCUACAGCAGCAUUACCUGUCUAAAACCAGUGCCUCGUUUUCUGAAAACUUUUAUGGCUUGAAGCGGAUUGUAAUGGGGGACACACACAGGCCUCAGAGACUGGCCAGUGCCGGUCUCCCGAAGAAGCAGUUUUGGAAGUCAAUUAUAUUUCUGGUUCUUCUUCCCUACCUGAAAGUGAAGCUGGAGAAGCUGGUUUCUAGUCUGAGAGAAGAGGAUGAAUACUCAAUCCAUCCCCCUUCUUCCCGCUGGAAAAAGUUUUAUAGAGCCUUCUUGGCAGCCUAUCCAUUUGUUAACAUGGCCUGGGAAGGCUGGUUUCUUGUACAACAACUUCGAUAUAUCUUAGGAAAGGCCAAGCACCACUCACCACUGCUGAGUCUGGCUGGAGUUCAGCUAAGUCGACUUACAGUUCAAGAUAUACAAGCUCUGGCCCACAAAUCAACUGAACCCAGCAUGACACAGCAACCAGCCAAGAGUGUUAGUGAGAAGAUAAAGUCAGCUCUGAAGAAAGCCUUGGGGGGUGUUGCCUUAUCCCUCUCUACUGGCCUUUCUGUGGGAGUGUUCUUCUUGCAGUUCCUUGAGUGGUGGUACUCAUCUGAAAAUCAAGAAACCAUCAAAUCAUUGACUGCCCUGCCUAUUCCACCACCACCUGUACACCUAGACUACAAUUCUGAUUCUCCCCUGUUACCCAAACUGAAGACUGUGUGCCCGCUGUGUCGCAAAACCCGGGUGAAUGAUACUGUUCUUGCUACCUCUGGCUAUGUGUUUUGUUACCGUUGUGUGUUUAAUUAUGUGAGGAGUCACCAAGCUUGUCCCAUCACAGGUUAUCCAACAGAAGUACAACAUCUAAUUAAGCUGUACUCCCCUGAAAACUGAAGGAUUAGCAUUGUAUCUCACAACAAAAUUAUUGCAGUAUGAGGCCACAGGGCUGGUUUUCAGCAUGAUACAUAGCAUCAUUUCAGAACUUCUCAGCCUUGAUUUGUAAUUAUAUGACCUUGAAACAGCCAUAUGUAUUUCUUUAUAAGGAAAUACCUAAUGAUCCUCACCUUUUGGCCUGCUCCUUAGACCCCAGGAUUACUGGGGACAUAAGGAUUAGUGUAGAGAAAGUGGAUAAGGAGGAUAAUCAGUAUAGAAAUAUUACCUAUUCCUUUCCUUAAAAGAACAAGAGGUUUAGAAGCUCUCAGGAAAAAAAAAAAACCGCAAGUUAGACCUCACAAGUAGAAGGUAAAGGGGAAUUAGGCCUUUUCUUUAGAAAGUAGCUGCCUAUGAGGUAAAGAUUUUUCUCAGUAUGCAAAUAAUGUGAAACAUGGAUCUACUGUUUAAUGUUCAGCAACACCUCAGAAAAACAGCUCCUCCCAUAUACCAUGACCCAUUUUGUUAGCUAACAUUUGCUGUAAGUGAUCAACUUUAAAGAUUCUUCUAUGAACUAUGCAUAGCUUUCUUGGGAAACUGGCUGAAGAAAAAUAGAGGUUGAGUGUUUAUAGAGUAGUAUGAAGAUUUCAGUGUGAAAGCAAAGCUAGUAAGCAAUGAAGAGAUGAAGUAAAAUAUCUAUCUAACUAUGAAUGUGCAAAGAAUCUUUUAAUAAGCUCAAUCUGCUUGCUUUUGAAGUUUGCUAGACUGGCAUGAGUUAUUCCGACUACUACUAAAGUUUCUAUGAAACGCUUAAGUAAAUUUUAAGAAUAAAUGUUUUUGGCAAUGAACUGUUCCAUGUGGUAAUGUU
This is a messenger RNA of Talpa occidentalis (Iberian mole), 2305 nucleotides long. It is a transcript of the gene PEX12, whose product is annotated as peroxisomal biogenesis factor 12. The coding region runs from base 382 to 1461 and encodes 359 amino acids. Gene Ontology annotation, molecular function: ubiquitin-protein transferase activity; protein binding; zinc ion binding. The transcript is spliced from 3 exons. NCBI's taxonomy places the organism in Eukaryota, Metazoa, Chordata, Mammalia, Eulipotyphla, Talpidae. Gene Ontology annotation, biological process: protein monoubiquitination; protein import into peroxisome matrix. The record is from RefSeq and is a predicted model, not a curated record. Gene Ontology annotation, cellular component: peroxisomal membrane; peroxisomal importomer complex.